UCUUCCACUGAUUCCCCCUCUCCCUUUCUCUCGCUUUCUUCUCCCAUUUUUGGGUUCUUUAAUCUCUGUGUCAACAACAAAGCUAUGGAUUCUCCAAUGGCUCUUUCAUUUCUCCUCUUCAUUUUUUCCCUGUUGUCUCUGCAGGCCUUUGCUGAAGAUGUAUUUGUUGGUGUGAAUAUAGGAACAGAUCUUUCAGUAAUGCCUCACCCAACUCAAGUAGUAGCCCUCUUGAAAGCUCAACAAAUUCGACACGUUCGGUUAUACGAUGCCGAUGGGGCCAUGCUUAUAGCCCUUGCAAACACAGGCAUUCAAGUUAUGGUAUCUGUCCCUAAUGAACAGCUUCUAGGAAUUGGCCAAUCAAACUCCACAGCAGCUAACUGGGUUAAUCACAAUGUCUUAGCACAUUAUCCAGCUACUAACAUCACUGCCAUUUCUGUUGGCUCUGAAGUCCUUACAACUCUUCCUAAUGCAGCUAAGAUCCUUGUCAAUGCCUUGAAAUACAUUCACUCAGCACUUGUUGCAUCCAACCUUGACCACCAAAUCAAGGUCUCGACGCCUCUUUCGUCUUCGAUUAUUAUUGAUUCGUUCCCGCCUUCGCAAGCUUUCUUCAAUUCAUCAUUGGAUUCUGUGAUAGUCCCCCUUCUUGGUUUCUUGCAAUCUACUAACUCCUUCCUCAUGCUCAAUGUCUACCCCUACUAUGACUAUAUGCAAUCUAAUCGCUAUAUCAUGUUGGAUUAUGCACUCUUAAAGCCUCUCCCUUCGAAUAAAGAAGCCAUCGAUCAGAACACGCUUCUUUCCUACACCAAUGCUUUUGAUACAAUUGUUGAUGCAGCCUACUUUGCUAUGGCGCUUCUAAAUUUCAGUAACAUACCCAUUGUAGUUUCAGAAACUGGCUGGCCAUCAAAAGGUGGCUCUAAUGAGCCAGAUGCUACCUUGGACAAUGCUAACACUUACAACAGCAACUUAAUUAGGCAUGUGUUGAACAAAACUGGAACUCCUAAACAUCCAGGGAUUGCUGUUAGUACUUACAUUUAUGAGCUAUAUAAUGAGGACAUGAAAUCUGGGCCAAUCUCUGAGAAGAAUUGGGGAUUGUUUGAUGCAAAUGGAAGGUCCAUAUACAUUCUACACUUGACAGGAUCAGGACUCGUGUUAGCAAACGAUACGAUGAACCCGACAUACUGUGCUGCAAAAGAUGGCGCGGAUCGGAAGAUGCUACAGGCUGCAUUGGAUUGGGCAUGUGGACCUGGCAGGGUAGACUGCUCAGCUUUGCUUCAAGGGCAGCCGUGCUAUGAGCCUGACAAUGUGAUGGCUCAUGCAACAUAUGCUUUCAAUACUUAUUAUCAUCAAAUGGGGAAGAUGUCCGGGUCGUGUAAUUUCAAUGGGGUGGCUGCUGUUACAACCACAAACCCAAGUCAUGGAUCCUGCUCAUUUAUAGGAAGUGUUGUUGGUAGAAAUGGCACCUUGGCAAACAUCACAGCCCCAUCAAUGAACUCCACGAACUCAGAUUCUUCUGCAAACGCUUAUGGGUAUGGUGCUUUGAGUUGUGCAGUGAUGAUGAUGGUUGGCGCCCUGCUUGGGAGUUCCAUUUGGUUGUAGAAAGGAUUUCGUUCGGGUAGUUUUAGCUUGUUCUCUCCUCUUUUCCUCCAUUAAAUUUUGUACAAUUCAAGAUGGAGCUGUGGAGAACUGGAAUUGUAUUAGGCUGUUGGCUAAAACUGAUGCAAUAUUCUUUGGUUAAAUUAUAAAUUCGUUCGUCGUA
Molecule: messenger RNA, 1756 nt
Organism: Cucurbita maxima (winter squash)
Lineage: Eukaryota; Viridiplantae; Streptophyta; Magnoliopsida; Cucurbitales; Cucurbitaceae
Product: glucan endo-1,3-beta-glucosidase 2-like
Exons: 4
Coding region: 85-1596 (503 amino acids)
Biological process (GO): carbohydrate metabolic process
Cellular component (GO): plasma membrane
Molecular function (GO): hydrolase activity, hydrolyzing O-glycosyl compounds
Source: RefSeq, a predicted model, not a curated record